Messenger RNA from Papaver somniferum (opium poppy), 864 nucleotides. Its product is annotated as protein yippee-like. Gene Ontology annotation, cellular component: ubiquitin ligase complex. The transcript is spliced from 6 exons. Lineage: Eukaryota; Viridiplantae; Streptophyta; Magnoliopsida; Ranunculales; Papaveraceae. The record is from RefSeq and is a predicted model, not a curated record. Bases 196 to 585 code for a protein of 129 amino acids.
GUCCUUGUCCUUGUUUAUACCAAGAGUUAGUUCACUCGACUCGCCCUUUUUGUUUGUGUCAGUUCUGUUUCGUUUAUGCUUUUUUCUAUGCUCUGAUCAAAUCCUCCUGUUGUGUGCAUAACAAUCUGCAGUAGCAGAAAUUGAUUCUUGUUUGGGGAAUAGAAGAGAGAAGCGUUUUUUAUUUGAGGAAGGAAAAUGGGAAGGAUUUUCGUGAUAACUUUGGAGGGAAAGAUCUAUAGUUGCAAACACUGUCAAACUCAUCUUGCUGUACGAGAAGAUACAAUUUCUAAGGCGUUCCAUUGCAGGCAUGGGAAGGCAUACCUCUUCAAUAAAAUUGCAAAUUUCACAGUUGGUGAGACGGAAGAGCGCAUGAUGAUGACUGGUGUACAUAGUGUUUGCGAUAUAUUCUGUGUUGGCUGUGGAUCAAUUGUGGGAUGGAAAUAUGUAGCUGCACAAGAGAAGAGUCAGAGAUAUAAAGAAGGAAAAUUCAUUCUUGAGAGGUUUCAGGUGUUGGGUCCAGAAGGGACCUUGUAUUAUUUCAACAACAAUCCUGAAGCUAGUGGUAGCGAAGCAGAUGAUAUGUGAAGAUGUUAACAGAUAACACCCUAUGUAAUGCUCAACCAUUUGAUAACUGCUGAUUCUGACUGUACAUUCUCUCCCAACCAUAUAUAAGCUCUCUCCAAUUUCAUGCAGAUUUUCAGAUGUUUGAUUUUGUUCAACACCAUAGUAUAGGACCACCAUUAUAAUGCUGCAACCUUAAGCAGUAAUGACGAUAUCGGCUCAAUUGCUGGUUCAUUUCUGUUGGUUAAAAUGCACAUGAUAUAUGAAUUCCAUUGAUAAUGAAAAGUGUUAUUUUUAUCUUGA